CAUCCGGAGGAUCUGAAGGCAGCACUGGGCGGGGCAUGCCGAUCACGUGACAGGCAGGGUGCUCUGAUGACCCUGAUAACAACAUGCAGCAGGUCUGACAGUCGGGCUCAGUGUGUCGGCGGAAGGCGCAUCACAUCCAUCAGGUCAUCAUGCAGACUGACAUGAAGACGCCCUUGUUGGUCAGUUCUGCGUCUGAUGCCUCAGAGCCGCUGCCCCGGGGCCCCCCGGGCCCCCCGGCCUCCCCGGGCCCCCCGGCCUCCCCGGGCCCUGUGAUCGGCAUCAUCGGCUCCGGAGACUUUUCCCGCUCCCUGGCCAUCCGGCUGGUGGCCUGUGGUUUCAGGGUGGUGGUGGGCAGCCGCGACCCGAACCGCGUGUCCAGGCGUCUGUUUCCAGACGGGGUGGAGCUGCGGUCACAGCGGGAGGCGGCGGGCCGUGCAGACAGGGUGGUGUUCGCCGCAGUCCACCCAGAGCACUACGGCACCCUGGUGGGCCUGAGGGAGCCGCUGGCCGGGAAGGUGCUGGUGGACGUCAGCAGCGCCGCCGGGCUGCACAGUGCGGAGCGCUCGAACGCAGAGAGGCUGGCGCAGCUUUUCCCACACAGCCACGUAGUGAAGGGGUUCAACGUGGUCUCUGCUUGGGCUCUGCAGGCCGGAGCCCACGAUGGGAACCGGCAGGUCCUGAUGUGCAGCGACUGCUCCGACUCGAAAGCCACGCUGCUCCAGCUCGCCCGUCGCCUGGGCUUCAGCCCCGUCGAUAUGGGGGGUCUGUGUGCAUCCAGAGACAUCGAGGAGGCCCCGCUCCUUCUCUUCCCCUCCUGGGGAGGCCCCAUGUUGGCCACUUUCCUCCUCUUCCUCUUCUUCUAUGGUUACAGCUUCCUGAGGAACAUGCUGCUGCCCUACCUCGAUCGAGGAGAGAACACUUUCUACCAGCUGCCCCUGGUGACGGUGAACGAGACGCUGCCGGCGGUCGCCCUGGUUACGCUGGCUCUGGUCUACCUGCCAGGUGUGAUGGCGGCUUUGGUCCAGCUGGCCAGAGGCACCAAAUACAAGAGGUUCCCUCGCUGGCUGGACGUCUGGCUGUGCAAGCGGAAGCAGCUGGGCCUGCUGAGCUUCCUGUGCGCUGUGCUUCACGCUGUGUACAGCAUGUGUCUGACGCUGAGGAAGGCUGCGGGCUACACGCUGCUGAACGCAGCUUACCGCCAGGUGAAAGCUGGGGUUGAGAACUCCUGGGUGGAGCCGAUGGUGUGGAGGUCCGACCUUUAUCUGUCCUGUGGGAUUCUGGGAUUUGGAGUCCUGGCUCUGCUGGCUCUCACCUCACUGCCCUCUGUGGGAAACACCCUCAACUGGAGGGAGUUUACAUUCGUUCAGUCAGGACUCGGUUAUGCUGCCUUAAGCCUCUCCGUCAUGCACACGCUCUUCUUCGGCUGGGACUUCGCCUUCCUGCCUGCGGCCUACCCUUAUUACCUGCCACCGGUGUACCUGCUGGCCCUCAUCCUGCCCUGCGUGGUCCUGGUUGGGCGGAUCCUUUUGGCUCUGCCGUGUCUGACAUUAAGGCUAACAAAGAUCCGCAGGGGCUGGGAGAGCACAAGACACCAGGAGCCAAGUGAGGCGGAUCCUCCUGCACAAUAUGGCGACAUCUAGAGCUCCACAUGGUGAGGGAAAGAAAUCCGUCUCUCUGUGAGAGUCUCAACUUAGCUGCUCCUUCACAGACUGCAGCCAGCACUGAUGACUUUUAAAGGAGUUUUUUAAGUUUCAUUUUUAGGAAAUCAUUUUGUAAUUAAUAGUAAUAAUACUUAUGAAGGACUGUUAACGUGUGGUGUUGAAUGUUCACUUCUUGAAACAGUGUAAACAACUUCAGAUUUUCACUGAAGGUUGUUUGCAACUUAAUGUUUGGUGGUCCGAGAGGUGGUGAAGAAGGAAAAGACCCGAACAUGAUCAUCAUUAUGACAGGCAAACCAACAGAGGAACACAGCCGUUCAGUCCUGCACGUUCUGAGAGGAUUAAGAAGAAAGACACCCGUGGAACAGAAUUACACUUUUGUAUGUGGGUACUUUGAAUCACGAUGGGUGAGAAAUGUUUAUUAAAGGGAUGUGAAUGUCUGCAUAACGGAGCAAAUAACGUGUGAGAGUGUGUGUAUACGUGUGUGUAUACGUGUGUGUAUUUGUACAUGUUUGCUAACCUUUGCCCCAUAUUGCACUCUUUGAUGUAAAACAAUAACAGGAAGUAAAUGGUUUCAGU
Molecule: messenger RNA, 2237 nt
Organism: Scatophagus argus
Lineage: Eukaryota; Metazoa; Chordata; Actinopteri; Scatophagidae
Gene: steap3
Product: STEAP family member 3, metalloreductase
Exons: 6
Coding region: 150-1640 (496 amino acids)
Biological process (GO): copper ion import
Cellular component (GO): plasma membrane; endosome
Molecular function (GO): ferric-chelate reductase (NADPH) activity; cupric reductase (NADH) activity
Source: RefSeq, a predicted model, not a curated record